AUGGUCACUAGCCACACCAAUCUGCCUAGGCCACCGCUGAAUCCCCAUGAUGCCAAGACGGUGGCCAAGCAAUUGUGCUACCGCAUUCCUGAGUCCAAGGAUGGGAGCGGAUGGGCGGAUGUGGUGGACUCAACGGACGCCAACUGUAAAGGCAACAAUGCGAAUCAGCGGAUGGGCCAGAUGCCUGGGAUGAUGCCAAUGGGCAUGGGUAUGCCAAUGAUGGGCAUGCCGAUGAUGGGAGUGCCCAUGAUGAAUCCCAUGAUGGGAAUACCCAUGAUGAAUCCCAUGAUGGGCAUGGGCAGCAAUGCCCCAAACAUGGGCAAUGCAGGUCCAGCCGGUCCCGUGGGUCCCAUGGGUCCCGUGGGUCCUGUGGGUUCCGUCGCCGGUCCAGCCAUGGGAGCCAGUUUGGCGCAGCCGAGUGCCAAGAGUCCUCCGAUUCUUGGUACUACCGGCGGCUUGAUGCCCAAGAUCGAUCCUCCGGGUCUCGCCCACGGCAGCCUCGAACCGGGCCGGGUCCCUAUGGUGCCCGCGGUGCCCGUGGUGUCCAGCGGCCUGCAGAGGGAAAGGAGUCGCAGCCGAGACGCUGAGAGGUCACAGGCGGAGGUGCCCGUGGUGGAGGAGAAGGAGGAGCCUGCAGAGAAGGAGCCUCCCAGAUGUCAUCUUCACAAUACCAAGAAGCCCAAUGCCAAGUGCAAGUUCUGUCAGAAGUGGAUCGCAAGCCAGUCCCAAUCUCAACCUGACAAGGUCGAGAAAGAAGAUGGGAAAGAUGAGAAAGCCAAAGUCCAAGCACCAGAAAUACAUGAAGAAGAGGACUAUUCACGCCGAACUUUCAAGUGCAGUACUUUGCUGAAGGAUCAGAUCUUUGGCUCCAGCUACUUCAAGAGCUUGUUGGAAGUCAGUGAUCUCCAACCCCUCACGGAUGAAAUUGCCAAGUACGCUGACACACUUGAUGUCUACAACUCCGGCAACAAUGUCCAUCCAUCAUGCUUUAUUUGUCAGGUGUACCGGCUCUUCACCCUGCCACAGUCAGAGGACUUAGAUGACCUGCUGCAGAUCUUAGAUGCCUCGGCCUCGGCCAAGGUCCGCUGCGCCGGGGUGUUGUACGUGCGUUUCGUGGUGCCACCACAUAAACUCUGGGAGAAGCUCGAGGAAAAUUUGUUUGAUGAACAGGAGCUGAAAUACCUGGAUGGAGAUAAACAGGUGACCACGACCAUUCAGGAGUAUGUGGAAAACCUGCUGAUCAAAGACAAGUACUACAACACACCACUGCCGAGAAUACCUGUGAAGGUGAGGCAACAGCUUGAAAAGGAGCUUGCCCCACUUGCGCAGUUUCGCAAGCGCAUGGCUGCGAUGCAGAAAGCCUUGCCCAAAAAGGUGUCUGGUACUGCGGUGGAAGUUUAUGUCGAUGGAACUUGGCUUCGUGGGCACAUCAAGCAUUAUCUCGGCAACCACAAGAGAAAGGUCGGUGUGUUGCUUGAGAAUGGCUCAAUGGUGAACUCUCACCUUGGGAAAGUGGUGCUCAGAGAUGAAGAUGAAGCCAAAGGUGAGACAGAGGAUGAAAAGAAGGAAGAUGAACAUCCUGAAAAGGUCGACAAGGGCUCGGAAAAGAAGGAGAAAAAAGAAAAAAAAAAAAACAAGAAGGAGAGUCGCGAUGAUCGUUCCAGUCGAAGUCGCAGCCGGCAUCGCAGUCGCAGUCGAACGAGUCGACGGCGUUCACCAGACUGGGCCAGAUACAAGGGCCCAAUCCUGGAUGCCAGUGAACUCGAAAGAUUGCGCGAGAAAGCUCGAGAGGAUGCCGUGGUUGGUGUGGGCAAGGUCUAUUCCAAGCGUCCCACCACGGUUGAGGGCGAACUAUGGCGCGGUAGUGGAGACGCACGUGUUAGCAUGCUGGGACCACAACAUGUGGGCGGGAACACCUCUCGGUCCAGCACCAAGCAUGGUGUGUCGGAUCCAGAGGUCAGUCGGACCCGCUCACGAGAAGAGGAGGAGGAGCACAAGCGAAGGAUGCGGGAGAUCUAUGAGAAAUAUGGCUCCGUGUCCCGUGCGACCUCCGGUUCUGGCUCGCAGAGGUCGGAGAUCGACCAGCCAGACGUGCUGCGCUUGGGAUGA
Molecule: messenger RNA, 2109 nt
Organism: Cladocopium goreaui
Lineage: Eukaryota; Dinophyceae; Suessiales; Symbiodiniaceae
Source: the annotation of a GenBank genome assembly